Molecule: messenger RNA, 1304 nt
Organism: Quercus lobata
Lineage: Eukaryota; Viridiplantae; Streptophyta; Magnoliopsida; Fagales; Fagaceae
Gene: RMR1
Product: receptor homology region transmembrane domain ring H2 motif protein 1
Exons: 6
Coding region: 102-959 (285 amino acids)
Source: RefSeq, a predicted model, not a curated record
AUAAAAAAUAAAAAAACAGAAGUUGUGUACUGUAAUUGUUGUCAUUGUAAAUUCUGGACCAUCAAAACGAAAGAAACAGAGAUAGCGAGAGGGCCGGAGAGAUGUGGGAAGCGUUAAUCGGAUUCUUCUUCGUGUUCGUUCCAUACGCAAUCCCACGCACCUCUGCUACUGUUUCGAUCGAUUCGUUUUCCACGUCCUUCCCCGACCUUCCCGCCAAAUCUGCUGUUGCUGUCAAUAGGUCUGGUACAUGUGGAGCACUGUAUGUAGCAGAUCCUUUGGAGGCUUGCUCUUCGCUUCAAAACAAAGGAACUGAGCAAACGAGAUUGGCUUUGAUAAUUAGGGGUGGAUGUUCUUUCGAAGAUAAAAUCCGGAAUGCACAGAAUGCCGGCUUUCGCGCCGCAAUUGUUUACAAUGAUCAAAACGAUGGAAGCUUGGUUUACAUGAUGAUACACCCGAACAACAUUACAGUGCAUGCGAGUUUUGUUUCUAAGUUUGCUGGUGAAAUCUUGAAGGGGUAUGCUGAAGAGGGAGAAGUCAGAUGCUGUCUAUAUCCAAAUCAUUAUGAAUCAUCCUGGACGGUGUUGACAAUAUCUUUUAUCUCGUUUGUUGUCAUAUGUGCAAUCGCGGUGUUUGUCUACUUUGCACCCAGACAUUGGUCGUCUUCACAAGGAACACAUUUUCGCUCUCAAAGAGUAGAUGCUGAGAUGGUGGAAGCUCUACCCUGCUUCACGUUCAGCUCUGCUCAUCCGAGGGAUUGCCUCACUGAAGACACUUGUGCCAUUUGCCUUGAGGAUUACAAAGAUGGGGAAAUUCUUAAAGUUCUCCCCUGCCGACAUGGAUUUCAUUCAAUCUGCAUGGACUCAUGGUUGAAUAAGUCGGGUACAUUCUGCCCAGUGUGCAAGCAUGAUUUGGCAACGAAAGUUGCAUAUUCUGAUGUGAAGAAAGGAAUCAGGGUAUAGAAUCAACAAAUGGAAAUAAGGAUCGGUCUAGCUCUUGACAUUAGGUGAUGUAAAUAUCCCAACUGAAUUGGCCGAAAAUGGUUGAUAUCCAUGCUGUGGAGGCCAAUGAACUAAUUAUGGAUUGCUUUAUAAGUGGUUCAGCAGAAAACAGAAAUAUAAGAGAGCUUGACACAAUGAUUGCUUUUCAUGGGUACUCCAAGGAGAUGAUUCACCAGCUCAGUCCCAAGGCUCAACAUUCUUAUGAUCCCUUAGAUUUAUCUAAUUCUGUUUCCAAGUUAUAUGUAAGCAUAUUGUAAUUGACUACUAUUUACAGGAGUUGUUUCCUUUGCUCACUUUGCUUCUAAA